This is a messenger RNA of Grammomys surdaster, 1602 nucleotides long. RefSeq names its product complement factor B. Gene Ontology annotation, molecular function: serine-type endopeptidase activity. Lineage: Eukaryota; Metazoa; Chordata; Mammalia; Rodentia; Muridae. The transcript is spliced from 9 exons. Gene Ontology annotation, biological process: complement activation. Gene Ontology annotation, cellular component: extracellular region. The annotation marks the transcript as partial. The record is from RefSeq and is a predicted model, not a curated record.
GCCCCACCACACAGUCCAUGGAAAAACUGGUCUCUAAGUGGGGGGUAGUGUUGGUGGUGGUCUGGGCUUGUUAGGAGGGUUGGGGGGCUAAUAGGGAGCUCGGAAAGGGAAGUUCUGGCCCUUGGUCAGCAAAGGGUGGGGCUCAGAUAGUAUCUGUUUCCCCAGUUGGCAGCUCAGCAGGGGCCCUCCUUCAUCAAUGUUCCGGGAAGCAGCGUCUAUGCAGGGUAGGCUGGCCAGGCUGCAGGUGCCAGAGCAGAUUGCAUAAAAGGUUAGGGGCUAAGGGAAAAGGGGUGUAGCCAGACCCAGCAUUGGAGUUUCAGUUUGGACAGCAAGUCAAGUAAGCACCCAGAGUGAACUGGAGAGGGCUUUUGGCCGCUGGCCUCUCUCGUGCUUUCCAUGACAAUGGACAGUCCCCAGCUCUGCCUAGUCCUCUUGGUCAUAGGCCUCUCCUCUGGAGGUGUGAGCACAACUCCAGUGCUUGAGGCUCGGCCCCAGGUCUCCUGCUCUCUGGAGGGAGUGGAGAUCAAAGGUGGCUCCUUUCAGCUUCUCCAAGAUGGUCAGGCCCUGGAGUACCUAUGUCCCUCUGGCUUCUACCCAUAUCCUGUGCAGACUCGAACCUGCAGAUCCACAGGCUCCUGGAGCGUCCUGCAGACCCGGGACGGAAAGAGUGUCAAGAAGGCAGAAUGUAGAGCAAUACGCUGCCCACGACCACAGGACUUUGAAAAUGGGGAGUUCUGGCCCCGGUCCCCCUUCUACAACCUGAGUGACCAGAUUUCUUUUCAAUGCUAUGAUGGUUAUGUUCUCCGGGGCUCUGCUAAUCGCACCUGCCAAGAGAAUGGCCGGUGGGAUGGGCAGACAGCAAUCUGUGAUGAUGGAGCGGGAUACUGUCCCAACCCGGGUAUUCCUAUUGGGACAAGGAAGGUGGGUAGCCAAUACCGCCUUGAAGACACUGUUACUUACCACUGCAGUCGGGGACUUGUCCUGCGUGGCUCCCAGCAGCGAAGGUGCCAAGAAGGUGGCUCAUGGAGUGGGACAGAGCCUUCCUGCCAAGAUUCCUUCAUGUAUGACAGCCCUCAAGAGGUGGCUGAAGCAUUCCUAUCCUCCCUGACAGAGACCAUCGAAGGAGCUGAUGCCGAGGAUGGGCACAGCCCAGGGGAACAGCAGAAGAGGAAGAUUGUCCUGGACCCCUCAGGCUCCAUGAAUAUCUACCUGGUGCUGGAUGGAUCCGACAGCAUCGGGGCCAGCAACUUCACAGGGGCCAAGCGGUGUCUUGCCAACUUGAUUGAGAAGGUGGCAAGUUAUGGGGUGAGGCCAAGAUACGGUCUAGUGACAUAUGCCACAGUCCCCAAAGUCUUGGUCAGAGUGUCUGAUCCGAGGAGUAGUGAUGCUGACUGGGUUACAGAGAAGCUCAACCAAAUCAGCUAUGAAGACCACAAGCUGAAGUCAGGGACCAACACCAAGAAGGCUCUCCAGGCUGUGUACAGCAUGAUGAGCUGGGCAGGGGAGGCCCCGCCUGAAGGCUGGAAUCGAACCCGCCAUGUCAUCAUCAUUAUGACUGAUGGCUUGUACAACAUGGGUGGAGACCCUGUCACAGUCAUUGAG